UUUAUUGAUUUUUUUAGGAAGACGCGUAACGAAGAGAGGGCUAUGGAGGUCCACCCGUCCAACAUUGAAACGGCAGCUCAGAUGGAAAGCGUCCAACACCUCCAAGGCAGCGAGGCAGUCAGGGAGAGGGCCUACAAUGGUGGUGGGUGGCUGUUGUCCGGCAUCAUGUGUGUCAAUAUUCUCCUCCUGGGUUGCGCUUUAGUCAGUGGCAGUGCCUUCAACAGCGUCGCCAUCACCACUGUCCACCGACAAAUCUUCCUCAUCAUCCUCCUCCUCUUGACCAUCCUCUGGAUGGUCUUCUACUCCAUCAUCACCUACCGGAAAAACCAAGCUCUCCCGCUGAAAGACAGCCAUGCAGGACCUGUGUGGCUCAGAGCUGGGCUUGUCCUGUUUGGUGUGCUCAGUCUCAUCAUGGACAUUUUUAAGAUUGCCAACUAUGUGGGCUACAUCCACUGCGAUUCUCCCGUGAAAGUCGCCUUUCCCGUUGUGCAGGCUGUAUUUUUAUUUGUUCAGACAUACUUCCUAUGGAUUCAUGCACAGGACUGUGUGCAGCUACACAAGAAUUUCACUAGAUAUGGCCUCGCGGUAACUCUCUCCACUAACUUGGUGUUGUGGAUGGCGGCGGUUACCGAAGAGUCAGUUCAUCAAACUGAAAUCCCUGAGAAUGCCAACGUCACACGCAGCAUUGACCUCCAACCUCCGAUACUUGUUUCAGCCGGCUAUGGAGAUGACAAGUGUAAGUGCAGCCACUCUUCGUGUAGCCUCUUCAAAGAGGCCUACUUCUACCUGUACCCUUUCAACAUCGAGUACAGUCUGUUCGCCUCUGCCAUGGCCUAUGUUAUGUGGCAUAAUGUUGGUCGGGUUGUGGAGGACCACAGCCACCGCAACACCAAGUUUUGCCUGAAGCACAUGUAUGUGGGGCCUGUUGCAGGGAUUCUUUUGGUCUUGGCGGGCUUGGCAACCUUCAUAGUGUAUGAAGUGGAGGUGGUAGAAGAGAACCAGGAGAAGAUCAACAAUGCGCUGAUGAUGCACUUCAUAAUGAACAUUGUGAUCGUGAGCCUGAUGUCUGUCUCCACCGUGGUCGGCUGCGCCAUCUACAGGCUGGACAAGAGAGAGCGCGUGUCUGAGAAGAACCCUACACGCAGCCUGGAUGUGGGGCUGCUGGUCGGAGCCUCGAUAGGGCAGUUCAUCAUCAGCUAUUUCACCAUUGUGGCCGUGGUGGCAACCGGCGCUAAGGGCCACUUGAAUGCCCUGAACUUGGCCUGGGCCAUCCUGACUGUUGUCCAGCUCGGCCUGCAAAACUUCUUCAUCAUCGAGGGCCUCCAUCGGGAGCCCCUCCGUGCGGUGCAAGAGGCAGAAUUGCACGUAAGUGGUCACGCUUUGCAGAGUCAUACAGAGAUGAGCGUUAUCUUGAAGAACAAUAAGCCCAGGAACAACUUCACUUCGACUCAAGACAGGCUCAGCUGUAAGAGAAGAGCACUGAAGGAAGUCUGUUUAUUUCUGCUUCUGGCCAACGCCAUUCUCUGGAUUAUGCCUGCCUUUGGUGCUCGUCCUCAGUUUGACCAUUCGGUUGAGAUAAAGUUCUACAAAUUCACCAUGUGGGCUGCCAUCGUGAAUAUUGGACUGCCCUUUGGAAUAUUCUACCGCAUGCACUCAGUGGCCAGCCUCUUGGAAUUAUACGUAAUGUCUUAGAUCAGCUGUAUCGCAAAUCAUGUAUAUCAAUGUUUGCAGUAUUAUAAGUUUACCUUCUCUAUUUUUUUUUUAAAAUGCAAUAUUCAAUAGAACCUAACUCGGGUGUUGCACAUGUCUUGGUCAUCGUUUCCCACAUUCUGUUACAUAAGUUGGGUCAUCUGAUUUUAUGGCUUGUAAUAAAAACUUGAGUUGCCCGUUAGAGCGACGUAUAUUGCAUGUUACAACUAUGGCGGAACAUGGUUAGUUUGAUGAUACAGCUAAAUACUUGAUGCACCAAAUUCCCACCACUGCUGUGAGGGCCACAAUGGAGCUAUUCUAUUCCAUCAGUGAGCGCCCUGACAACGGCUGGGAAUUUAUUGCCCCAGUGCAUGCCAGAUUUAUGCUGCUGGGUUUAUCGGGGGCAAAGACAAUCCGAGACUCGGGGAGGCUGCAACAACAUACCAAACUAUAUCCGCGUGUAUGUGUCAGAUGUGCAUGGGAUUUUUUUUUUAUUUCAUUUACUAAUUUAUUUGGUAAGACGAGAGGGCUUUACUAAGCACAGCAGUGCUCUGUAGUAAAACACACAUAGCUAAAGGUAUUUGCAGCAUGAGGAAAAUAUGAGGCGGCUGUUUUCUUCCUAUCCAUCCAUUAUCCAAAGUGCUUAUCCCGCUCUCAGGGGUCGCGGGGACUGCUGGAGCCUAUCCCAGCAGUCAUUGGGCGGCAGGCGGAGAGACACCCCUGACAGGCCGCCAGGCCAGCACAUGGCCCACACACAUUCACACCUAGGGACAAUUUAGUACGGCCGAUUCACCUGACCUACAUGUCUUUGGACUGUGGGAGGAAACCGGAGCCCCUGGAGGAAACCCACGCAGACACGGGGAGAACAUGCAAACUCCACAUAGAGGAUGACCCGGGACGACCCCCGAGGGUUGGACUACCCGGGGCUCGAACCCAGGACCUUCUUGCUGUGAGGCCACCGCGCCGCCUCCUAUAGGAUAUCAGAAAUAUAAUGGUAAUUUAGCCAACACUGGAGUUGUGACUGAGCACCACAAAAAAAAAAAUCUAA
Lampris incognitus (smalleye Pacific opah) is the source of this 2737-nucleotide messenger RNA. Its product is annotated as proton channel OTOP2-like. Gene Ontology annotation, molecular function: proton channel activity. Gene Ontology annotation, biological process: proton transmembrane transport. The transcript has 6 exons. The coding region runs from base 43 to 1692 and encodes 549 amino acids. Lineage: Eukaryota; Metazoa; Chordata; Actinopteri; Lampriformes; Lampridae. Gene Ontology annotation, cellular component: membrane. The record is from RefSeq and is a predicted model, not a curated record.